GUGCCUAGGGAAGGUGCUCCGGAGGAGAGAGGGCUCCAAGCUUCAGAGGCCACAGUAGCAGAGAACCGAGAUUCUCGCACCAUGAAGAACCGCCUGGGUACAUGGGGGCUGGCCAUCCUCUGCAUGCUGCUUGCCAGUCACCUCUCCACGGUCAAGGCGAGGGGCAUAAAGCACAGGUUCAAAUGGAACCGGAAGGUCCUGCCCAGCAGCGGCCAAAUCACCGAAGCCCGAGUAGCUGAGAAUCGCCCAGGAGCCUUUAUCAAACAAGGCCGGAAGCUGGACAUCGACUUCGGAGCAGAGGGCAACAGGUACUACGCGGCCAACUACUGGCAGUUCCCUGAUGGGAUCUACUACGAAGGCUGCUCCGACGCCAACGUGACCAAGGAGAUGCUGGUGACCAGCUGUGUCAACGCUACCCAGGCGGCCAACCAGGCUGAGUUCUCCCGGGAGAAGCAGGAUAGCAAGCUCCACCAGCGAGUCCUGUGGCGACUGAUCAAAGAAAUCUGCUCCACCAAGCACUGCGAUUACUGGCUGGAGAGGGGAGCUGCGCUGCGGGUCGCGGUGGACCAACCGGCGAUGGUCUGCCUGCUGGGUUUCGUUUGGUUCAUUGUGAAAUAAACAGCAAUGAAGCUGGCAGCCACAGAGGUGAGCUGGUGGGCAAAGGUGGACAGCGGUAGCCCAGUUCUUCCUCUCUAGCCCCCGGGUGUCCUGAAAAUACAACAUGUAGCGUUUCACUCCUAAAGUCCCUCCCAAGUACUCCCCAGCUCCCUGUGUUUGAUAAGGUGUUUCCUUGCCCACAUGCUCCGCCCCUGGGGACCUGGCUUGUUCCUGCCCUUGCAGCUACACUAGGUGACAAGCCAGCCAAAGGAUGCGAGAAUUGUCCUGUGCACUCCACCU
This is a messenger RNA of Apodemus sylvaticus (European woodmouse), 897 nucleotides long. It is a transcript of the gene Prnd, whose product is annotated as prion like protein doppel. The transcript has 2 exons. Gene Ontology annotation, molecular function: copper ion binding. Gene Ontology annotation, cellular component: membrane. Gene Ontology annotation, biological process: intracellular copper ion homeostasis; protein homooligomerization. The coding region runs from base 82 to 618 and encodes 178 amino acids. NCBI's taxonomy places the organism in Eukaryota, Metazoa, Chordata, Mammalia, Rodentia, Muridae. The record is from RefSeq and is a predicted model, not a curated record.